Peromyscus californicus insignis is the source of this 2919-nucleotide messenger RNA. RefSeq names its product transcription factor AP-2 beta (gene Tfap2b). Gene Ontology annotation, molecular function: RNA polymerase II transcription regulatory region sequence-specific DNA binding; DNA-binding transcription factor activity, RNA polymerase II-specific. Gene Ontology annotation, biological process: regulation of cell population proliferation; regulation of transcription by RNA polymerase II; anatomical structure development. Gene Ontology annotation, cellular component: nucleus. The record is from RefSeq and is a predicted model, not a curated record. Lineage: Eukaryota; Metazoa; Chordata; Mammalia; Rodentia; Cricetidae.
GAGAGGAGCGUCGGAUUUGGUGUGUAUCCCCCCAUUUCCAAUUAUAGAUGGAUCAUUACAGACAGCGGAGUCCUGAGAAGCCAGACAUCUGCUCCUCACAUGAAUGCACUCACCUCCUAGAGACCAGGCUGCCAUCAUGCUCUGGAAACUCGUGGAGAAUGUCAAGUACGAAGACAUCUAUGAGGACCGGCACGAUGGCGUCCCAAGCCAUAGCUCGAGACUCUCUCAGCUGGGCUCUGUGUCCCAAGGACCCUACUCGAGCGCCCCCGCCUGUCCCCACACACCAUCAUCGGACUUCCAGCCACCCUACUUCCCGCCCCCCUACCAGCCGCUACCCUACCACCAGAGUCAAGACCCCUACUCCCACGUCAACGACCCCUACUCCCUGAACCCUCUGCAUCAGCCCCAGCAGCACCCCUGGGGACAACGACAGCGCCAAGAAGUGGGUUCAGAAGCCGGUUCUCUCCUGCCCCAGCCCCGGGCGGCCUUGCCCCAGCUCUCGGGCCUUGACCCCCGAAGGGACUACCACUCUGUCCGCCGGCCGGACGUGCUGCUACAUUCGGCACACCACGGCCUGGACGCCGGCAUGGGCGACAGCCUCUCGUUGCACGGUCUUGGGCAUCCCGGCAUGGAAGAUGUGCAGUCAGUUGAAGAUGCCAAUAACAGCGGCAUGAACCUAUUGGACCAGUCAGUCAUUAAAAAAGUUCCUGUCCCUCCCAAAUCUGUGACUUCUCUAAUGAUGAAUAAAGAUGGCUUCUUGGGAGGAAUGUCAGUCAACACCGGCGAGGUAUUUUGCUCAGUCCCAGGCCGUUUAUCUCUACUCAGUUCAACUUCAAAAUACAAAGUGACUGUGGGAGAAGUUCAGAGACGGCUCUCGCCCCCUGAAUGCCUCAAUGCGUCUCUCCUUGGCGGCGUCCUCAGAAGAGCCAAAUCGAAAAAUGGGGGGAGAUCCUUGAGAGAAAGGCUAGAAAAAAUCGGUUUGAAUUUACCCGCGGGCAGGCGCAAAGCAGCAAAUGUCACGUUACUCACCUCCCUGGUGGAAGGGGAAGCUGUUCACUUAGCUCGGGAUUUUGGGUAUAUUUGCGAAACAGAGUUUCCUGCUAAAGCCGUGUCCGAGUACUUGAACAGACAGCACACGGACCCCAGUGACCUGCAUUCCAGAAAGAAUAUGCUGCUGGCCACCAAGCAACUUUGUAAAGAAUUUACGGAUCUGCUGGCGCAGGACCGGACCCCGAUCGGCAACAGCCGGCCCAGCCCCAUCCUGGAGCCCGGCAUCCAAAGCUGCCUCACGCAUUUCAGUCUCAUCACGCACGGCUUCGGCGCCCCUGCCAUUUGCGCUGCGCUCACGGCCCUGCAGAACUAUCUCACCGAGGCGCUCAAAGGCAUGGACAAGAUGUUCUUGAACAACACCACUAACAGGCACACGUCUGGGGAAGGCCCAGGUAGUAAAACUGGCGACAAGGAGGAGAAACACAGGAAAUGAAAAAAAAAAAAAAAAUUAAAGAGAAGGAAAAUGUUUUAAAUACAAAAGGAAAACAGAAAAAAAAUAAUUUUAGCUUUAACAUAUUGGAUUGGCUUUGGAAGAAUUAUAUUAGGUAGAAUACACAUACAAUCAAAAUUUAAAAAAAGAAAGCUAAAUAACUUAAAAAAAAAUAAACUGAGGCAUACAACGGAGCAACAAACCGGCUCUCGGUGUCUAUUUCAAGAUACACAUGGAGACAACCAUCCGGAUUUUCCACUUCGGUUCUUUCGAGCUUAGUAAUACAGAUAAUAAAAGAAAACUAUGAAACCCCCUUUUGGAAAAUAAACAUGAGACGAAACAUGAGAACACGCUAAUUUAUUGGAAGAAAAUUGGAGAAACGUUGGUGUCAAUGCUUUGAGAGCUGGUUGACUGAGACGCACGAACUUUUAAAUUUAAUUUUUUUUUUUAAAAGGAAACUCUCGCAGUCCACGCGCUCCAUUUCUCCUCACCCUACUCUCCGCUGCUUCCCUUUCUCCCCUCCUCACACGGUUCUGGGAAUCUGCCGGGUGAUCCCCAGUGUGAUUAGUUCAUUGGCGUUGCGUUUGUCCCUUUGGUGUCCAGACCUCGCCUUGUUCCCAACUCCCCGGUGCCCAACUCCCCCCGGUGUGUUUAAUUAGGGAGGCGUGGAGGGGGAAGGGGGUGGGGAGAGGCUCUAGCGUUUGAUCUGGUCUUGAGAGCCGAGGUUCCCGCGGCAGAGGAAACCCAGGCCGAUAAGUUGAUUCAUCAUGGUUCCUUUCAGAAAAUGUUACUAGUUCCCAGACUUGCCAGCACCUGUUCACAGAGAAUAUUAUAUUCGUUAUACUUGUGUCAACUAGAAGUAUAGUUUUAAAAAAAAAGAAAGAAAGAAAACAAAACACGAAUACUUUGAUUAGUAUGUAAUUCCUUCGGAGGGGUAUGUACCAUUUCAUUUUCUUCUGUUUCCCAAAGCUUUACCCGCAUGGUUUAUGAGCUUCUUCAAAGAAGACUUGGGCUUCCUACACAAUCUAUAAGGUACUGAGAAAAAAAAAAAUCCGAUCCCUUUAAAGUCAAAGCCUGUGUGUCAGAAUUCAGCAGGUUCACUUCUUUAAAGAAGCUCAAAGGGAAUCGUUUAGGAAGUGGCCAGUAUGGGGGUGGGGGGGGACAGCUUUGAAUCUUCUUGCUUACGCACCUCAACACGGGGUUUUCCGCAGGGGUGGGGCACUGUAAAAUGCCUUUUAAGGGAGUAAGGCUUCUUGGGAACCUAUAUUCUAAUAGUGUUGUCUUCACUGAAAAAUGAAUUGCAUUUUCUUGGGCUCUUUGGGGAUCGUUGUUCUAAUGGAGAAAGAAGCAGCCUUGCCGAUGUAAUUGGGGAAGACAGCUUUAUGAAUGAAGCAGUUUCCCCUCUUAAACAUAGACUUAUUUUGGCACAAAAUGGUUAA